AUGGCGACCGAGACGUCAACAUGGCAACAUCUGGCCAAGGCCAAACUCGCUGCAAUCAAUGGGUCAAUACCAGAAAAGUGGCAGCUUUCUUCGAUCCCUUCAAUUGCAGAGCAGCAAGAUGUAACAGGCCCUUUCAUCUGCAAGUUUCUGUCCACCGAGGAGAUUGAAAUUACCGAGACAGAUGCCGUCGACAUUGUUGAAAAGACGUCUCUGGGGAUCUGGACGGCAGAGGAAGUAACAACAGCCUUUUGUCACCGGGCCAGCCUUGCACACCAAUUGACGAAUUGCCUGCAUGAGACCUUUUUCGAGGCAGCCAUUGAGGAUGCUAAACAGCUCGAUGCAUAUUACGCGCAGCACAAGGCACCGAUCGGCCCAUUGCACGGACUGCCUAUUAGCUUGAAGGAUCAGUUUCACGUCAAGGGCGUAGAGACCACGAUGGGCUAUACAGGCUGGAUCAACACCUUCGAAGGCAAGAAGGGCACAGGCAAAGAGAAGGUGUUCGAAAGCGAAAUGGUGAAGGAGUUGCGCUCGUUAGGAGCGGUGCUCUACUGCAAAACGGCAGUGCCUCACUCCCUCAUGGCAGGUGAAACGGUCAAUAACAUCAUUGGGUAUACAACGAAUCCAAAAAAUCGCAAUCUGACUUGCGGUGGAAGCUCUGGAGGGGAGGGUGCUCUCAUUGCACUUAAAGGUUCGCCUGUAGGCUUCGGAACUGAUAUUGGGGGAAGCAUACGCAUACCCGCAGCGUUCAAUGGACUCUUUGGCCUUCGUCCAUCCGCAGGCCGCAUGCCAUAUGAAGGUAUGGCGAACAGUAUGGACGGGCAAAACUCUGUACUUUCAGUCGUGGGACCUCUAUCGCAUUCUGUGGCGUCCUUGAGGCUAAUGGUCAAAUCCCUUUUGAGUCAACAACCUUGGUUGCACGAUCCAUUAUGCAACGAGCUCCCAUGGCGGCAAGAUCAGGAAACCCAGACUUUAGACCUCAUAAGCUCUUCUAAGUUGUCAUUUGGCAUCCUUAAGCACGAUGGCGCUGUUACGCCUCACCCUCCGGUACAAAGAGCCCUCGACAUGGUUGUGGACACUCUCCAAAAGCUUGGACAUGAGGUCAUUGAAUGGCAUCCUCCGUCCCACAAACGCGGCUUUGACAUUAUCACUAGCUCGUGGACUUACGAUGGUGGCACAGACAUCCACAAUGCAUUGGGACUUUCAGGAGAGCCGAUGGUGUCUCAGAUUUCUGGCAUGUACCGCAAAAGGCGUGAGGAGGCAAGUGCGAGCAAGAUUUCGGCGAACAACAUCGCCAAGCGUGAAUACCAGAAAGAAUAUAUGGAGUAUUGGAACAGUACUGCACGCUCGACCAGCACAGGUCGACCAGUCGAUGCUAUAAUAGCACCUCUAGCACCUUUUGCGGCUGCGAGGCCUGAUCGAUACAAAUACUAUGGCUACUCGAACAUUUACAAUACUCUUGAUUACACGUCCUGCGUCAUACCUGUGACGAAUGUCGAUAAGAAGGUCGAUAUGGUGAAUAAGAGCUUCAAGCCAGUCAGUGAGCAAGAUAGAGAUAUACAGGAAGACUACGACCCUGAAUUAUAUCAUGGCGCCCAUGUUGCAGUGCAGCUCGUCGGGCGCAGGUUACAAGAGGAGAAAGUGCUUGCUCUUUCAGAGUACGUUGGAGGAGCUAUUGCUGAGUCCAAAGAUACUCGAUCCAGCCAUCUGUAA
Molecule: messenger RNA, 1710 nt
Organism: Letharia columbiana
Lineage: Eukaryota; Fungi; Ascomycota; Lecanoromycetes; Lecanorales; Parmeliaceae
Exons: 4
Coding region: 1-1710 (569 amino acids)
Source: RefSeq, a predicted model, not a curated record